Molecule: messenger RNA, 1466 nt
Organism: Engraulis encrasicolus (European anchovy)
Lineage: Eukaryota; Metazoa; Chordata; Actinopteri; Clupeiformes; Engraulidae
Gene: rnf113a
Product: ring finger protein 113A
Exons: 10
Coding region: 48-1022 (324 amino acids)
Biological process (GO): snoRNA splicing
Cellular component (GO): U2-type spliceosomal complex
Molecular function (GO): metal ion binding
Source: RefSeq, a predicted model, not a curated record
CAUUUUGCUCUUUCUUGUGCAUGUCGUUGUUUUGACGGCAAAGAGCGAUGGCGGAGUCUGAGGAUACAAAGCCUGUUUGCACGUUUUUAUUUAAGAAAUCGACCAAGAAGUUUAGCGCUCGGAAGAGAAAAGCCAGUGGGAGUGAUAAAGAUGGCAGUAGCGACGAGGAGAAGAGCACGGUUGUCAGGAGGGAGAAGAAGACACGUAUCGUAAAUCCCAUGAUACAAAAGUCCAGGAGAGUUGAGAAAGAGACCGUGUCGUCUAGUGAAAGUGAUGAUCACCAGGAGGAGGAGAAGGUGACUGUGUCCUACAAAUCUACGCGCUCUGCGAAACCUGAAGGGCCUGAAGACAUGGGUGCCACUGCCACGUAUCAGCUGGACACAGAGAAGGAUAAAGACGCACAGGCCAUCUUUGAACGAAGCCAGCAACUCCAAGAGGAGCUGUCUGGCAAGGAUGAUGACAAGGUGUACCGUGGAAUCAACAACUACCACAAGUACAUCAAGCCAAGAGACUCCACUUUGGGAAACGCAUCCUCAGGAAUGGUCAGGCAAGGUCCCAUUAGAGCACCCGAGCAUCUCAGAGCCACGGUCAGGUGGGACUAUCAGCCAGACAUCUGUAAAGACUACAAGGAAACCGGCUUCUGUGGUUUCGGAGGCAACUGCAAGUUCUUGCAUGACCGCUCAGACUACAAACAUGGCUGGCAGAUAGAGAGGGAACUGGAUGAAGGCAGAUACGGUGCAAACGAUGACGAGAACUAUGAAAUUAGCAGUGAUGAUGAAGACUUCCCCUUCAAGUGUUUCAUCUGCAGAGAAUCUUUCAAGAACCCGAUUAUAACAAAGUGUCGACAUUAUUUCUGUGAGGCCUGUGCUCUCCAGCAUUACCGCAAAUCCAAGCGCUGUUACGUAUGUAACGUCCAGACCAAUGGGGUCUUCAAUCCAGCAAAAGAAUUGAUGGCGAAGUUAGCAAAGCGCCAAGCUGACAUGGACCAGCCACCAUCUGAGGAUGAGGAGGGGGAAGACUAGCACCAUGAACUGGGGGCCAUUCCAAAAACCUGCCUCAGUGGUAAACCAGGUGAAGCUAACAUUGAGGUAGUGGUACAUCAUCUAAUAGAAGAGCCGAGAGUCCUCAUUUUCUUAACUAAAUGGCACCGGUGGGCCAUCUAUUAGCAGGCUUACCACUUCCUAUAGGUUAACUUUUAUCCAGGUUUAUCACUUAACAGUGUCCUUGGAAUACUCUCCAGGGGGGGCAUUUCUGGAAAGCGUAGUUGCUAACUAUUUUAGCUACUUUGUUGGUUGCGAUGCAAUUUCCCAUUGGUAACUACCGAAGUUGCUAACUGCUAACAACUACACUUACCAGAAAUGCACCCCAGAUUUCUCUCCAUUCCCCGUCAUCUGUGUCAGUGUACAUAAUCGUCGUAAUCAUCUGUCUCUGUAACCCUUGGAAUAAAAGUUGUUUUUUUUCCAUUA